This is a messenger RNA of Serpula lacrymans var. lacrymans S7.9, 424 nucleotides long. RefSeq lists its product as uncharacterized. The record is from RefSeq and is a predicted model, not a curated record. The transcript has 3 exons. Gene Ontology annotation, cellular component: cytosolic small ribosomal subunit; ribosome. Gene Ontology annotation, biological process: translation. Bases 101 to 271 code for a protein of 56 amino acids. Gene Ontology annotation, molecular function: structural constituent of ribosome; zinc ion binding. NCBI's taxonomy places the organism in Eukaryota, Fungi, Basidiomycota, Agaricomycetes, Boletales, Serpulaceae.
GUAAUCGACAGCCCCGGGCAGGUAAACCGCUCUUGUUGCAGCUAGAGGCACAUUUGUUGACCGUAUUAAACGUCCUUUCAGCCUCAAGAAAAAAUUAAAAAUGACCCACGACGCAGUUUGGUUCUCUCGCCCCAGAAAGUACGGCAAAGGUAGCCGUCAGUGCCGGCUCUGCGCCCACCAGGCCGGUCUCAUCCGCAAAUACGGUCUUGACCUUUGUCGUCAAUGUUUCCGUGAAAAGUCGGCUGCCAUCGGUUUCGUUAAGAACCGGUGAAGCAUGCCGCAUACGAGCGUCCAUCGUGCACCUGCUUCCCUUUGUCAUUCCAUUAUCUUCGAUUAUCAAUACACGCCAGCUGUCCUUUUGUAUGCCACUAUGUCAUGCAGAAAUGAAGCUCUCCCACUAUAUGAAUUUGCAUUGUUAAACAGU